Messenger RNA from Letharia columbiana, 1695 nucleotides. RefSeq lists its product as uncharacterized. Gene Ontology annotation, molecular function: DNA binding. The record is from RefSeq and is a predicted model, not a curated record. The coding region runs from base 1 to 1695 and encodes 564 amino acids. Lineage: Eukaryota; Fungi; Ascomycota; Lecanoromycetes; Lecanorales; Parmeliaceae. The transcript is spliced from 3 exons.
AUGCACGACUCUUACGCCGUCAAUAUCAAAAUGGAACAGCAUUAUGGCCUUCACCACGACGAUGAUUUUGCCACCGCUGCAAUGGUCCAAGUUGCCCCCGACUCCCCGCAUCACUCUCCGCCAAAUGAUUACGGCGACUUCGACUUCUCAACUUCGGUACAUGCUCAACUGGAUUCAAUGUACAACCGGCCCUUGCAAUCUGCAUUUCCCACUCCCCAGCCUUUGCAUCCCCUAAUCACCAUGCCGCAAUGGCCUAGUCAGAUCACCAGUCCAUCGGAAACCAGCAGCCCUCCACCGGUGGUACAUCUACAGCCCAGGCCCAUCCUGCCACUUUCCAAAACCGUUCCGACCAUACCGAAGCUUGCCACUGUAUCACCCAAAGAGAAACCAACGCAGUCCUCAUCACGAAGAACACUCACAGAUAGCGAUCGUCGGAAGAUGUGCGAGUAUCAUAAUGAGAACCCCAAUGUAAAGCAGACAGAAAUAGGCGCCAUGUUUGGUGUCGAGAGGAGUACCGUCUCCAAAGUCUUACGAAAUAAAGACAAGUAUCUCGUUCAAGAAGAAGGCAAUCGAUCUCCAAUACGAAGAUCCAAAAGCAAAUUUCCAGAUAUUGAGCGAACGUUAUCCCAAUGGGUAAAGAACCGCAUCAGUCAGCGACUACCGCUAGACGAUAGCACCAUCAGAGACCAAGCGCGGAUAUUCGCGACGACAGUAGGCAGCUCGGAGUGUCAUAAUCAAGUAAACGAUCCUGCUUGGCUGGAACUAUUCAAACAAAAGAACCAUCUGCCAGGUGCAAAACCAGGCGAGAUCAAAGACGAGAACGAUGCGCUUUGCCCGGAGACCAAAUCUGGCUCGCAGACACCCAAUGGCAUCUCACCUGUCGGAUGGGAUGGUCUGCCCAUAAGUCCGCCAAAGGAGGAGUUCAACGCCCACAGUCCAGACAACUACAUCGACUCGAACAACAACUACGGCCACGCGCAUUCGCAAAGCGCAACAUCUCUUGGCAGCUGCUUCUCAGAGAUCUCCUCUUUCGCCGGCGACUUCCGCAGUCCCACCUCACCUUACUUCUCCCCAAUGUCAAGCUGCGGCCCUUCGCCAUCCAUGCCCGCUCAAAAAAUGGCCCGUCUCCCACCUUUAGCACCCGCAGGCGCGUUGCGACGUCGACAGACCGUCCCACUGAUUUCGUCGGACUCCUCCCCGGACUCGACAACCUCCAAACCCCUCCCCCAGUCAAUGGCAUCCUCCACCCUCGACUCCCCCCACGACGAAAUGGACAUCUCCCCCCUGAGCGCCACGGACCCCUCCCUGCACCCCUCUCGCUCGUCCACCUCGAACCCGUCCCCCCUCUCCAUGGCGCCCCCCUCCAGCAUGACGCUCGGCUCCAGCAACCCCGGUUCCGCCGUCAGCGCCAGUCCCCUCACCUCCAACAACUCCCCCUCGUCUCCCCCUUCGCAAGACGAAGCGCGCGCCGCCCUGUCCACGCUCAUGACGUUCAUCAAGCACCAACCGAACGGCGCGGUCGACCCGCACGAUUAUCUCGUCAUGGGCAAAUGGAUGCACAUGCUCAAGCUGGAAACGGGAGAACUGCCGGGGGGCAUGCAGGCGAUCCAUCAGCAACAUCCGAUGCAAGGCAGCGAGAGGGCGGACGGGACGGUGCCGAUUGGGAGGAAGAGGAGCGAGCAUUCGCUGUCGUGA